This is a messenger RNA of Trichomonas vaginalis G3, 1065 nucleotides long. RefSeq names its product dolichyl-phosphate-mannose-glycolipid alpha-mannosyltransferase protein. Bases 1 to 1065 code for a protein of 354 amino acids. NCBI's taxonomy places the organism in Eukaryota, Parabasalia, Trichomonadida, Trichomonadidae. The transcript has a single exon. The record is from RefSeq and is a predicted model, not a curated record.
AUGGCUUUCUUAUGCUACUGGGAUGGGCCUAAUUACGUUUAUGCUGCAAAAACUUUAUAUAAAAUUCCUCCAAACAAUCCAUGGACUCGCGCAUUUCGUUAUCCACCAUCAUAUUUUGCAUGUCAUUUACCAGGAUAUCCGCUAUUAAUACGAUUUUUCGCUACCAUAACUUUAAAUUGUUACUGGCUCGGGUAUGUUUUAGCAAUUCUUUUUGGAUCUGUAGGAAUUGCUUUUGUAUUCCGUCGUUUACUUGUUGUUUACAAUUGCGUUGUUGAUCCGGUUUAUUCCUCAUAUUUGCUAUUGAUAAUUCCUAUUAGACUCACUCUCUACAAAUCAGUUGGUGCAAGUGAACCUCUUUACAUGAUGUAUGUUUACUUGGCUUUAAUAUUUUUCAAAACUGAUCAGUUAAUUUUUAUGCUUUUAUCAAUGUGGGGAGCAUGUAUUACAAGAAUAGAAGGACUUUCUAUAGUCGGGACAAUUGGUCUUUCAUACUUACUUCGUUUUGAUAUUCUCAGAGCGAUGUUUACUUCUUUAGGCUUUCUUGCAACUCCUGCUGUUGCAUAUUUCCAUCAAAUAAGGUUCCACUCGUAUAAGGCAUAUAUAAAUUUCAACAUGAAUACAGCCGGAUUGAUAAGAUUUCCUUUGUAUUCACUUAUUAUCCCAUCUCGAUAUGAAAAAUUCUGUAUUCAGAGUCAUAUGUUGUUUGCUGUUAUAACACCAUUACUUGCUGCAACAGUGAUGAUGUAUACAACUUGUGUUCCAAUUGCAAUUUAUUCAACAGUUUAUAUCAUAUAUGUCAUAUCGAUUUUCCAUAUGGAUUUGUUCAGAUAUGCACUUCCAGCAUUCACGGUGGCAUUAAUUAUUGGAUUUGAUCCAAUUUUUUCAAAUCCGAUAUUUAAAGCGAGAAUUAUCUAUUUUAUAGGUUUUCCAAUUGUAAUAUUGCUUUGGUAUUAUUAUGGACAGAUCACAACUAACAAAGCUCCUGAUGAUUUCUUAUUAGAAGUUUUGUAUCCGGAUAAGUAUCGAUUUAAUGAAUCAUUUUAUUAUGGUCAUUUAUUUAAGUAA